AAUUAUUGAUAUUAAUCAUUUUUAAUAUAUUAUAAUAAUAUGCAAUUUUCCUGGAAAUGUAAAAACAAGAUAUUCAUCUUAAUAUCUCUUCCAUAGAGUGUAAAAAGGUAAAAAUUUACUAAAAAAACGUAUAAAUACCUUCUCUAUGUAUAAGUGAUCACAUAAAGAGUAGAAUUUAAUCAGAGAUACUAUUAAUAGAUUGUUUAGUUUGAAUGUAACUGUAAGUUUUCGUGUCUUCUCAACAAUCAGCUUAAUAGCGAUAGGCUUCGACGCAGCCAGUGGAUUGCGAGCUUUCGUAAAAAUGUAGCCCCGAUUUCUAUGCAUUAUCAUUGCCAAGGUUAACAGAUAUUUGUUACGGUAGAUGGAUAACUUUCUUACAGUGAGAAACGAAACCGCAUUACGUCUUCUUUUGAAUUACCAUUUGAAAAUACCAUAAUUUCCACUACAAUGUUACUCAUUACAGGUCCAAUUACCACGUAAAAUGUGUACUAUUUAUCCUGUAACUCUUUUUUCGGAAUUUUGAAUUCGGCGCUCUCAUAUUAACUAUUCAAUAUUGUCCUAUUAUUAAUUAUGAUUUAAUUAAAUUUGCAUGUUUGAAUUAAUAUUUAAUCAUGGAUUAUAAUCUAAAUAUAAUAUUAUAAUUAUUUUUUCCGUAAACAUACCAAGAUAUAAAUAAGAUAGUGCUUAGUAAAUAGAUCGCGGAUAUUUAUUUUAUAAAUGUCCAAAGUAUAAUGAUUUCUAUAACAUUUGAUAAAUGAAACAAUUUUCUAUCGAAGCUUUAACAUUACAAUUAUAUUCUCAAAUUAAUGAAUUUGUAUAAAAAUCCAUAGUCUAUUAAUAAAUAAGAACAUGAUUUCGGCGUUGUUCGCGGCUAGAGGGUUAACGAAGAGAGGGUUAACGAUAGAUGAAGUUGAAUAACGAUUACAUAAAGUUAUUGGUAAGUAGUCGAGUUGUUCACACGCAAUGUUUAUAGUAGCAAGAUGGGAGAGGAUCUACUGAAAAACGGACGUGCCUGUAUUUCAAAACAUAGUCAUGGAUAAUGAUACUCAGGAAUACCUAUCUUUCUCCAGGCAUCAAAUUCGUAAACAUCAGAAAGAACGCUUUGCUCGGUUUACAUCCGCAUAAAACGCACGAGUAUCUUGAAUACCAAUCGCCUUUCGUACGAAAGAAAGUUUCAUGAAGUUCCCUUCAAAGAUCAUAGUAAGUCCAAUUCGAUAAUAUCAAUCUGUGAUCGUAUUUUGUUUAAACAACAUUAUUAUAAUACAACAGUUAACCUCAAUAUUAAUAUUUGAUCAUAAAAAGUGCAUAAAUUAAUAUUUAGAUGCCUUAAGGAAAAAAUUAAUGUAAUUGUACGUAUUUUCUUAAUCAAGUGUAUGCAAGUAAAAUGGUUCAGGUGUUAAAACUGCAGAUAAAUAGAAAACAAGUCACGUUGAGGAAAGGAAACGGCAUAGAUGAUUUUGAUCCCACUCUAAUAGGCAAUAGGAGAUUGAUCCUCUCACUACAUCAAUUAUUAUGCAAACAUGCUUCGACAGACGCGCUUUCUACCAUGCGUGAAUAAUUUACAUCAAUUAGCAAACAUUAUACAGUAGCAGUUGAUAGUAAAAUGUUGAAAACAAUUGGAAACGAUAAAAGCUACAUUUAAUUCCGCUACGCCUUUCCAAUUUUCAUGGUCCAACUUCACUCCUAUUUCAAUGAACAAAAAGAUUUUUAAUACUUUUAAGGAAAACUUCUGCAUAAAAUUGAACUCUUCCAUAAUUUCCUUAAUCUUCAAUCUGAAAAAUUUAUUAAUGGAGCCCCAUGAUAUACAUAAAAAUAAAACUGGACUUUGAAAUAUAAUUUUUUAAUUUAAAUUUCCCGCGAGUUAAUCAGGAAAUUGUUUAGCAAUAGCAAAACAUAGCCCAGUCAAAAAUAACCCAAAGUAUGUAGCAGAAUUCAAAUUGAUAAGAUAAAAAAGGGAUACAUUUCGAUUUUUGUAUUUUGUUAUGUAACUUGAUAUGUGCGAUCUUUUUGUAAACCCUGCGUGCAAUAUCCGUUUCCGGAUGCUUUGGAAAUGUAUUCCAACGUUUCACCAAUAUUUAUAACUGCGUUCAUUAAGAUCUGAUGACGCACUAACAUAAUAUAAAGGGAAAUGUGCUUUUUUUUAAUAAACUAUACAUCGCAGUAUAGUAUUUAAUCAUCUGAAGUUGUUUUAAUAUCGAAUGUCAAAAAAGGAAAAUUUCUGAUAAAAAUUGAAGAUCGUGACACAAAGUUAUGAGACAGCAUAUGUAGAUCGCAAUGGGACGAUCGCAUGCUGCGUUCUGACAUGAAAACCGGAAUGACACUGCUACAUCCUUGUCAUUAUCUUUUGCAAUGCUUUCUACUUUCUGCACACGCGUUUACAAGUGUAUUCAUUUGAAACGUACAUUGACCAUGUGCGUCGGUCAGCUGAAUUCCAACAUAUUAACGACAAUGACCUAGGAUACUUUAUCCCUGUUCAUAAAUCACGAAUAAUCAAACAGAUUGAUCCAGUCGCUACAAACAAUUACAGUUGAUAUAUUUCAUUUCUUCACUUUUUUUUUAUAGGAAAUCUAUAUUUAAAAUGACAGAAAUAGAUUUCAAAAACGAUAUUCUUUGAUGCAAUAGCAUCCUCUGUUUUAGUAAAUGACUUUUCUUUAUCGAAAUUAAAUUAUAAUUGUAACACGUAAGCGGCCUGUUGACACAGUUUUCUAUUCGCCGCGAAAAAGGCAUCUCCAGAUCAGAGUAUAAAUUGUCCAUUUCUAAGAGACCAUCAAAUGACCGUGAAACGGUAAAAGUCGUACACGCGUAACAACGCGAGACAUUAGUACAAUAUGAAGAAAGUAAAAUGAAAAUGGAAAGUGGACGGUAAACUAAUUCCAAGCGGACGCUUCUUUGAUGUCGUUGCAUAUAUGUAGAACAUUCUGCCUUUUAUAAGCCGCACGAAACACAUGUGUGUCGUAUUGCAUAUUUAUUAUAUGUAUAUUCUCGGGCAGUAAGUCUGAACUAAACAUCGAGCAAAAUCGAACCAUCUUCGUAGAAAACACAAAUUUUAUCUUUUUAUCGAAAAAUUUAAAAAAAAUUUUUAAUGCAAAAAAUAGAAAAUUUUAUAAUUUAGAUCAUCAUAUUUUUAGUUAUAUUUAGUAAUAAAAAUAAAUCAAAUUUCAUAAAUAAUUUAGUUAUGUAAUAUUUUUCUUCAAUUAGAAAAUAGAAAGAUUUUCUCGUUAAUUGUGAAGAUAAGAUUAAAGUAGAAAGAAUAUAAAUAAGUUAUGAUAAGGUAUGAACAUGUGCGCUACACUUUCGAACUCAGAAAUAUUUGUGGUGCGAAAGUUGCAAAGAUAUGUAGUAAUACCGGUUGCGGUUCAGCUUCACGCAUCUUCACAUGCUUGGCAUAUCCUGAAUACGAUGACAAGAUUCUGUGCAAGGACCUAUUCUAGUUACUUUAUCAUAAUAUUAUAAUCCUAGACUUUGUUGUUAGAAAAUUAUUCAUCUUAUAAGUCACAAAUCAUAAUAUGAAUUUAACAUAGAGAAGUAAAUUAAAAACUGCACGAGAUAAUAUUCGUAAUUUCAAAAUUUAAUAAGAAAAUUAUUACCUCGUAAUAUUUGUAAUAUUCGUAAUAUUACGAGGUAAUAAUUUAUUAAAUUUUGUUAAUUUUUCCAAUUGAAAAAUAUAUUAUUAUAUCGAAUGCAAUAUAAUCAAGAAGAGUAGAUAAAUUGGUGUAAUGAACUACUAAAUGAAAUACUAAAGUAAUACUAAACUAAUCAUGAUGAAAAUUUCGUUCUCUCUUUUUCCCGCUAUCAAAAUUGAAUCUACGCCAAUAAAAAUUGUUCUAUAUGCCGCGCAUGCGCUCAAUAUCCUGGGAAAGUGCCAAUUAAAGAGAAGUUCGAUCCUAUGCAACGCAUCUAUACUUAGUAUCUUACUUAUGUAGAUAACUUUGAUUGCAAUGUGACAAAUUGCACUCUUUGCGAUGAGAUUAUACAGAAAACAUAACCAUCACCAUCAAUUGGGAGAAUCCAAAUUCGAUCGUAUAUUUCUACCUUGCUAUCGUUAACUGUAAUUGCUUUGUCAAUUGCGUUAUCAGCUGAUAAUAAAAAGUUGUUUUAAAGUCGAACCAACAACCAUGACUUUUAUUAGGAUUAUUACACCUGAUAGCAUAGAAUAUCGUUAUUUUCCCAUCACAAAAUCUCGCCUAAGGCUGAGUAUGCAAGCUGCUCACGAUGCAAGAAUUUCCUUACGUACACAUUUGGGUGGAGACUCAAAUGUGUAUGAGAUUAUUAUUGGAGGAUGGAGAAACACAAUGUCAGCCAUAAAAAGGAAUAACCAAGAACAAGAUGUGGCAGAAGCAGAAACAAGAAACAUAUUAAAUGCUCAGUAUAUGUUCAAUAUUUGGAUUCAAUGGUGUUGUGAUGGAACUUUAAAGAUUGGUCGACAAAAUGGUGAUGUUUUUCUAGCAUACAAAGACAGAAAUCCGUUUGUUAUAAAUUAUAUAGGGGUUAGCACAGCGUGGGGUGCAACUGGUGAAUUUUUGAUAGAAGAAUCACCAUGUACAUCUCUAGUUGUUAGGCAACAAUUGGUAGACACUUGCUACUGUUGGGUAGAUUGUAACGAGUCAGAUGGUCUUCCACAAAAUGCUGUAAUGGCCUCAGAAGAUGGUUUGUAUAUAGGCCGUGUUCAUCACAGAGAUUCGAUCACACCUGGUGGUAUCAGAAAUAAUGUAUGUACAAUCCCAUGGGGUGGAGCCUCUCACGAUAAAAAAGAUUUUCAAAUAUUAUGCGGCAAAGAUGUGAAUUGGGUAAAAUCAUGGGAAGGAAGUGUUCCUUUGUACGCUCUUCCUGCCGGUGAAACCGAAGACGGCCACGCUCUUUUUAUAGGCAGAGUGUUACACGAAGGUGUAUAUCACAUAGGAAAAAUACAGCCGAAUCAUCAAAUAUGUUAUAUAGGCGUACACGGCCAUGAAGAACGUUACAUAGAUUAUGAAACUUUAGUCGUUUGUGAUUAUUACGCUGUGGAAUAUGUUGGUAGAUAAAAUUCUUUUUGUGGAAAAUAUUUAUUUUUCAUACGAGAUACAAAUUAUUUUUUUAUGUCAUAAAUAUUUAUAUGAUUGUAACUCUAAUUUAAUAGAGAUAAUAUAUAAAUUUAAAAGAGAAUUAUAAAUAGUAUUAUGACGAUAUUAAAGAAUGAUGAAACAUUUACUCAGAAAUCAAAUGGAAUAUAGUUUCAUAUUCAUUAAUUUAUUGUAAGCUUUCAUUGAAUGAUUCCAUUAAAAUUUUAUACGCAAUAUAACAUUGAAAGAAAGCAGGAGAUAAAUUUAUUUAAUAUGUGUACAUUUAACUCCCACACUUUGAUGGUUGAGUCAUCUUAAACCCAGAUACUUUUCAAAUAAUGGAGAAGCAAAUUAAUUGAUCUUCAUGAUUUUGAAAAUUAUAGAUCAAUUUUUUAUGAGAUUAUACUAAAUGCCAUAAGGAGGGCUGGGAAAGAAGUUACAAAAAUAGUGUAACAAAAUUAGAAAAAAGAUCCCAAAAGCAUUCUGUAUGUAUAUACAUUGAAAAUGAUAAUAAAUAUUAUCAUAAUUGUAAUAAGUGUAAAUACUAUGUAGAUGUGGUGACACAAGUACACAAUAAACAUUACUUAUUUAUAA
Bombus huntii is the source of this 5633-nucleotide messenger RNA. RefSeq lists its product as uncharacterized. Lineage: Eukaryota; Metazoa; Arthropoda; Insecta; Hymenoptera; Apidae. The transcript has 6 exons. Bases 4116 to 5021 code for a protein of 301 amino acids. The record is from RefSeq and is a predicted model, not a curated record.